Molecule: messenger RNA, 195 nt
Organism: Chlorella variabilis
Lineage: Eukaryota; Viridiplantae; Chlorophyta; Trebouxiophyceae; Chlorellales; Chlorellaceae
Product: expressed protein
Exons: 2
Coding region: 1-195 (64 amino acids)
Source: RefSeq, a predicted model, not a curated record
AUGACGCUGGCUGACGCGGAGGCCCUCAUGCAGCUGACGCGCACCCUGGGCCUGCCCUGGACCGCCUGGAACCUGCACAUGCGCUGCCCGCCCGACAUGCUUGUGGACCUCUCCAGCAACGGCUGCGGCAUAGGCAUGCCGCUGCAGCUGACAGCGUGGGGCAGCCUGGUGAAGACCUACCUGCAGCAGGCCUGA